AUGCAAGCACUUAAACUGCGAGCUCACAGUUUGAAAAUGCCCGUCCUGCUUUCAUACGUGCUUAUUCUACUAAUCCCAGCUACUAUUGCUAACACCUCCACCACGCGAGUUGGCGAUGUGGAACUCAACCUUUCUGAAGGUAUCUCUAUGACGGGUACGACAUGGAGUGUCAACGGAACCCACGUGAAUGCGUUCCUGGGCAUUCCGUUUGCUAAGCCACCCACAGGAAAGCUGCGAUUCGCUCCACCAGUUGAAGCUGACUUGUGGAAGGGUCAGCUCAAUGCCACAAUGUUGCCCCAUUCAUGUUGGCAAUUUAUUCCUGGCGGAUUUGACGUGGCCAAUCCGGCUGCACGCAUUUGGGUGAACAAUACAGAGAUGAGUGAAGAUUGCCUGUAUUUGAAUGUUUGGGUACCAUCAGACUCAGCAAAGUCUAAUUCACCCCUUCCAGUAAUGGUUUGGAUAUUUGGGGGUGGGUUCUUUAGCGGCACUUCAACGCUGGAUGUCUAUGAUGGAAGGUACCUUGCUGCCACGGAAAACGUUAUCGUGGUGUCUAUGCAGUAUCGACUGGGUCCUUUCGGUUUCCUCUUUGUUGAGUCACAAAUAGAAGGAAAUAUGGGAUUACUCGAUCAACAGCUCGCACUCAAGUGGGUCCAAAAUCAUAUCAGAGCCUUUAAUGGCGACCCUGAGAGAGUGACAUUAUUUGGAGAGUCAGCUGGAGCAGUCAGUGUAGGCCUGCUUUAUCUAGCUCCAAGCUCUCGACCGCUUUUCCAGCGGAUGAUACUCCAAAGCUCCAGUCCCCUGAGUAGGUGGGCUUUGUGGCAAAAACCCGUUGCUCACGAAGCAGGCAUUUCGUUUAUCAAAGCCUGUAACUGCACAGAUAAAGCCCACGAUUUGGCAAAAGAGGUUGAAUGCCUUCGAAAACUACCUGCGAGCGUUCUUUUCGACAAGCUAUCGGAACUCACCGUAGCGUCUACCAAACGACGUGCCAGUCGUCUAACGGCUAUGUCCACUAAGCCCCAGUGGCCGGUGCCGUUUCUUUCCGAUGCAUCACAGUAUUUCGACGUCUACAUGAGACCUGUUCUAGACGGCAAAUUUCUGCCCAACUGUCCCGACACCAUUCUCUCCUCUAUCACUUCAAGCAAUGCGCCUAACGUUCUCAUAGGUAAUGUGGCCAAUGAAGGGAUGUACUGGCUUCUCUACGGUCUGGGAAUAAAAGGAAUAAACUUCCUUCAUGAAAAUGGAACUGUAACAUUGCCGUCUUUAGAAGAGUUAACAAAGGCGAAGAUUGACUAUCUCCAAUUGAUUCAAACUCGUUUCAUCAGCAUUGGCCAGCUGGUUGAACCGUUCCCAGCCAUUGUCACAUUGCAGUAUGGACUCAACAGCCCUGACAUUCCCGAACAGACGUCUUACAAUACAGGUCUGCAGUACAAUGCCCUGACUUCGAAUUUGGCUUUUCUCAAUCGGUUUGACGAUUUGAGUGGAGAAGUGGACUUUGUCUGUCCUACUCUGCUAUUUGCUAGGCUACUUUCAAAAAUCGAGGGGUCGAGCGUACAAUUUUACAACUUUGUGCACAAGACUAAAGGAAGUACUUUCCCUGAAUGGACUGGUGUGAUGCACGGAUAUGAGAUUGAGUAUGUCUUUGGGAUGCCGUUUUCACAAACAUUCACCUCAGAGUACUAUAACUUUACGGAAGAGGAAGCCGAACUCAGUAGGCGAGUCAUGCGAUACUGGGCCAACUUCGCAAGGACUGGCAAUGCGACCGCAGACAUGAAGGGAAUCGACGUUAGUGUGGCGUGGCCUAACUUCCUUCUAACCAACCAGAGCUACCUUGAAAUCGAUCUGACUACAUCAACAGUGAGGAAGUCGCUGCAUGACAAGGGGUGCACCUUCUGGAACGACAUCUUUCCCAGUCUUCAGCGAAUCUAUCUGCGGCGCAGUGGCUACCAGAGUCAUCAACAACUCAAUCCUCCCAACAUUUGCCCCUAUAUGGAGGCCGACCUCUAUCCAGUAGAACGUCUUAGUGACUUCGUAGCUGGCGGUAAGCCAACGCAUUCUUAA
Molecule: messenger RNA, 2058 nt
Organism: Hydatigera taeniaeformis
Lineage: Eukaryota; Metazoa; Platyhelminthes; Cestoda; Cyclophyllidea; Taeniidae
Source: the annotation of a GenBank genome assembly